AUGGUCUCCUCGGGUUUCUUAACAAAGAUCGCUACCGCUGCGGCAUUCUUAUCCAGCUCCAUUGUAAGCGCCUACAAUCCCACUUGCAAUGGCCAAUACGUUUUAUACUGGGGACAAGAUUCAUCAAAUAAUCAACAGAGUUUGGCUUCUUACUGCUCUGGAAGCACCGUGGACAUUCUCGUUUUGUCGUUCCUCUACGUUUUCUAUGGCCCUGGCGGCGAACCUGAAAUCGACUUUGCUAACGAGGAUGGCGGUUGCACUUACUUUUCUGGAACUAAUCUCUAUCAUUGCCCCACCAUUGGAAAUGAUAUCAAGACCUGUCAAGCUAAUGGAAAGAAAGUGCUACUGUCUCUUGGUGGUGCUGUUGGAACUUACGGCUUUACCAAUAACACUCAAGCACAAAGCUAUGCCGACCAGAUCUGGGGCUUAUUCGGAAAUGGAGGCGCAACCUUGCGCCCUUUUGGCGAUGCCGUUGUUGACGGUUUUGAUCUGGACAUCGAAGGUGGUACUAACACCGGUUAUGCUGCAUUUAUUACUCAAAUGAGAACUCAUUAUGCUUCCGAUACUUCUAAGCAGUAUUUCAUCAGUGGAGCACCGCAAUGUCCUUAUCCCGAUCAGUGGCUCGGCGACUCUUUGACCAAUGCCUGGUAUGACUUUGUUUGGGUCCAAUUCUAUAACAACUACUGCUCCGUUUCAGGAGGAAGCUUCAACUUUAACACUUGGGAUACCUGGGCCAAGAGCUCCAAGAACCCCAAUGUCAGAGUAUUCCUUGGCCUCCCAGGAAGCAAGGGCGCCGCCGGUAGCGGAUAUGUGACCGCUAGCACUCUCCAGUCGACCAUUCCUUCUCUUCGUAGUCAAUACAGCUCCUUUGGUGGUGUAAUGAUGUGGGACGCAUCUGAGGCUUUUGACAAUACUGAAGUCAGCCCUAACUUUGCCACUGUAGUGGCUGGAUAUGUCCAUAGCGGAAGUAACUGCGGUACAUCCACUGGCACCACCACCACAGCCAAGACCACUACUACAACCAAGGCUACUACCACCACCAAGGCUACUACUACUACAACCAAGACCACCACUACUGCCUCUCCAACAUCUACUGGAUCGUGCCCCGUCGCCGGUGCAGCUUGUACCACUAGUUAUGGCUGUGCUGGAACGCAAUUUGCUCAAUGCGAUAAUGGAAAAUGGGUUCUCCAAAGCUGUUCAUCCGGUCUCAUUUGCCAGCUUAGUAGCAAUGGUGCUUCAGUCUAUUGCGACUAUGCAAGUGGUCACACCCAGAUUUGCCCCUCAGGAAGUGCUCAAGCCUUGCAAGCAGUUCUCGGCGGUCCAGUGCCAAAGACCAAGAGUCAAAAUGCUCAAGUGGCGUUUGUAGUUGAUGAUGCUGCAGUGGGUGGCACAGAAUUCACUGGAUUGUUCAACGUUCGCGCAGCUGCAACCAAGCCUAUUGGAGCUUCCUGGACUCUCACCUUCAAUGUCGCUGCCGGUCAGACCGUCGGUUCAAGCAGCCUUGGAAAAGUUACCCAGUCAGGAACAACCGUAACUAUCAAGAGCAAUCGCAAGAAGGUAGCUCCUCAGAGCGAAGCUGUUUUGAUUGAUAUCAAGGGCAGCAAAGCCGGUGGUGAUGUCUUCGUUGGUGUUGAUCCCUCUACCAUCAACUUUGUCUAUUAAGACACAAAAGACUUCGCUAUGCUUUAACGACGCAUAUCACCAAUUUUCAUAACUUACGUUAAGAUAAAUACCUCAAUGUAUGCUUUAUUAUCAUUGAUUUUUAAAAUUUGAUUUUGUGGGGUAUCAUCUUUUUGGAGAUAAGUGAGUAGACAAAGCAGAUAGCCUUGUUUACAGGAAUUAAAAUGCCAGAUUAUAUACUCGCUC
Umbelopsis ramanniana AG is the source of this 1866-nucleotide messenger RNA. RefSeq lists its product as uncharacterized. The coding region runs from base 1 to 1662 and encodes 553 amino acids. Gene Ontology annotation, biological process: chitin catabolic process; carbohydrate metabolic process. The transcript has 9 exons. Lineage: Eukaryota; Fungi; Mucoromycota; Umbelopsidomycetes; Umbelopsidales; Umbelopsidaceae. Gene Ontology annotation, molecular function: chitinase activity; polysaccharide binding; chitin binding. The record is from RefSeq and is a predicted model, not a curated record. Gene Ontology annotation, cellular component: extracellular region.